Molecule: messenger RNA, 6090 nt
Organism: Athene cunicularia (burrowing owl)
Lineage: Eukaryota; Metazoa; Chordata; Aves; Strigiformes; Strigidae
Gene: PCGF3
Product: polycomb group ring finger 3
Exons: 10
Coding region: 104-832 (242 amino acids)
Biological process (GO): regulation of transcription by RNA polymerase II
Cellular component (GO): PRC1 complex
Source: RefSeq, a predicted model, not a curated record
GACCUCGCCCCUCCCCUGUCAACGGACACGGCGUCGCCCCUCCCCCGUCAGGUCUCUGGAUGGCAGACUCUGAAAAGAAAUGCUGUUUUAAGAGACACCAAAGAUGCUAACAAGAAAGAUUAAACUUUGGGACAUUAAUGCCCAUAUAACCUGUCGUCUGUGCAGUGGAUACCUGAUUGAUGCUACUACUGUAACAGAAUGCUUACAUACUUUCUGUAGAAGCUGCCUAGUGAAAUAUUUGGAGGAAAACAACACUUGUCCGACCUGUAGAAUUGUUAUACAUCAGAGCCACCCAUUACAGUAUAUUGGUCAUGACAGAACAAUGCAAGAUAUUGUUUACAAACUUGUGCCAGGCCUCCAAGAAGCGGAAAUGAAAAAGCAAAGGGAGUUUUAUCACAAACUGGGCAUGGAAGUUCCAGGGGACAUCAAAGGGGAGACAUGUUCUACAAAACAGCACCUAGAUUCCCAUCGAAAUGGUGAAACUAAAACGGAUGAAAAUUCAAACAAAGAAACUUCAGAGGAAAAACAGGAAGAAGAUAAUGACUACCACCGAAGUGAUGAACAGGUAAGCAUCUGCUUGGAAUGCAAUAGCAGCAAAUUGCGUGGAUUGAAGCGAAAAUGGAUUCGUUGCUCGGCACAGGCAACAGUCUUGCAUCUAAAGAAGUUCAUUGCCAAAAAACUUAACCUCUCUUCUUUUAAUGAGCUGGACAUAUUAUGCAAUGAAGAGAUUCUUGGCAAGGACCACACGCUCAAGUUUGUAGUUGUUACUAGAUGGAGAUUUAAGAAAGCACCUCUACUGCUACAUUACAGACCCAAAAUGGACUUGCUGUGAGAGAACUUUAUUGUCCUUCUGGACAGAGUUUUUUGCAGAGACUAUCAUCUGGCACCUUCUUAGUGCACCACUAAUCACAUGACACAAACCAGCCGAAUAAUUUUGGAUGACUGUAGGGCUUUCAUAGAGGACUGUCCUUCUGAAUAUUUCUUCUAGGGAUGUAUUACCUAGAUUUCUGGGACAGAAAAUAUUUAUACUUUUUUUUGUAUGGAAGAAAAGGCGCAACUCAGCAGGACACUACCAGCACUAAGUUUACGGAUACUGAAAACUCUUCACAGUUCCAUGUAGCUUAGCCUGAUUUAUCUCUUACAAUUACACAGAAAUAAGUUAGAAUGCUGUGGGGUCAUUAAAAAAUGUUGCUUUUGACACCUUUGUAUUUAGUUACUUUUCACAUUCUGAAUCUUUAGAAACUAUAUUUUUGCAAAGUGUUAGUCUUAUAUAGUAUUGCCUGAUUGCAUUGGCUUUAUUCAAGUUAUUCUGCAGAGCAUUGACCAUGCCUGAUGAUACAGUGACUGGUGAUAAUUUAUUAUGCUGCUUUGAAAACUUCUGAAAAUCUGGGAAACCAGUAAUUUUGUCAUUGUUGCCCAGUUAUUGCUCUCCCUCACUUUGUGUUUUAGUAAAGUUUUGAUACUCGUCUAUGCAUGUUGAUUUGGUAAGAUUAAUAGAAAUUAUUUCAGUUUAUUUUAAUGUGCCCUGUUACUUUACUGUGGCAUAAAUUUUAUCACAUAAUAACAAAUACUCAAAAGUGCUAGACUGGUGAACUUUUUAAAAAAUAAACAUUUCUUAUGUAGUUGUGGCUUGCAGAAAUCAGUUUUUAAUUUGGAGAUAAAUUACUCUCACUAGCUAUUGAAACACUGACUCUUGGGCAACUUUGGGUGAUACUGCACAGUUUUAAUUUCACUGAUUUCUCAGAUCAUUAUGGGCAGCUUUAUAUUUCCUUUACCUGUUUUCUUAGGAAACCAUAGCAUUUUCCUUAACACAAUUCCUAGUUGUCUUGGGGUAGAGGUGGCGGGGAGUGUCAGACAAGAUUAUUUUAGCACCUUCUAGCCUUAACCGAUAAUUUUGCUUGCAUCAGUCCUAAUGGAUGCAAGGCAAUACACAUGCAUGUAUGUAUGUGUGCAUACAUCUUACACACUUAUAUCUAUAUAUGAUAAAGAAUGCAUCUUCAGUAGCACCUACCAGGGUUCACUGCACUUUGUAAGGCUUUUUGAGAUAGUUGGCUUUCUAAAAACGGUAGUUGAAAGUGAUUUCUGCAAGCUAUAUGCAGUAUAGCCUAUAUAAUUGUGAGAGUAUUUGGCACAGAUGUCAAGUGACUGAAAACAGGCUAUGCCAUAUCAUUGGCAGCUGGAAAUAGUUAACCUUCUAAUUUUCAGAAGAGUUUUCCAGUCAGCUCAAAAUGCUAGUUGCUAUACCUAUUAUUAAACCCUGUUAUUUUUUUGAUAAAUUGUUUUUGAGUAAGAAAAUUUUGGAUAAAAAUGUUUGCCUGUAACUGCCGUUCCUCUAGCUGUGCUCUUUCACCUCUCAUGCUAGAAAGUAUUAGUUGUUAUUCCAUAACUAAUACUGCAUAAGCUGAUACUGCAAGAAGUUUAUCCAAGCAUUUUAAAUCAUUGUCCUCUUCUUGAGUUCUCAAAAUACCACAUUCCUCAGCAUGUGUCCCAUAAUUUCCUUCUUUGGAGUCUUCAGUCCUCCUUUCUCAUCUCUGCUGCUGCAGAAGGAAUGCUCCAACUUGUGUUUACCUUUGAAAACAGGGCUCUUCAUUUUUAGUUACAGUCACAGAUGUGAAUGGCAAAACAAAAAGCAUCUGAGCAGAGAAUGAAAGGAGCCUACUGAGCUGUGGAGAUGGAAAGGAGAACCACACAAAGGCCAAAAAGUGCUGCUGUCCUUGCAGAUGAGUGUGUAGGAUAGCUGCAUUUGAGUUAGGCAGAACUCCACAUUUGGGCUGCAUGGCUGGGUUUGUUGGGCGGGGGGUGUGCAUGCAUAUGAACAAUGGAAUUGGAACUUGGCUGUGGUUUUGUCUUACUGUUUGUGGACUCAGAUAUAUGUAUUUUAGCUUUUUUUUUCUGUCUGUAACAUUACUUGAACUGGCAGAAGAGAACAAAUGAGAUCAUGGGUCUACCAGUUUUCUAAUCUUUUCAUGAAACAGUGAAUGAAGGUGGUAUGGAUGUGUACACAAAACUGAUGUAUUUGGCCUUUCUAGAGUUCUUUAUGUGGCUGUCACUGUCCUAGUGUAAAUAAGGGACUGAUUCCAGCUGCUGAGGCACUGAGAAUAUGAAUAGGGCUGUUAGUGUCCACCCUCUCUGCAUCCUGAGCAUACAGACACUGGCUGUACCAGUUGUAGACAUAAAAUUAAGGCUGCUAGGCAGCAUUCUGAUUAACCACCUUAAUCAGGAUAAAUAUAUACACAUAAAAACAAAUACAUGUAUAUAUGUGAGAUCUGUCUACCUCAGAGUGUGUGUGUACUGCAGAAACUUUUUGUAUGACUAGAUGCAGUGCUGUUAAAGUACAUUGAGAUUUUGGUACUUGUGCAACUUGUGUACUUGUGCAACUGAGAAAUUAGUUACAAACACACAAAUUCAGAAGCCUUUUAAAUCUAUCUCUUGCUGUAACAAUCCACAGUACAGAACAUAUAAAUUUAGAAGCAUCUUUAGAAUCACUUGAAUUUGUUAUGGUGCUAUCGAUAUAUUGAAAACUCUGGUUAUACCUAUAUGGAUACAUAAAUUCAAGCCAGUAUUAAUACUUAAAGCUGGGGUUUUUGCUCAUAAUAGUGUGUAACUGCUUUGACAAUGUCUUUAGUCUGAUAAAACCUCACCAGUAAGAAGAAAAAACAACAAAACCAAAACCACUCAGUUAUUUUUCUAAAUCACAUGUCACAACAUCUUUGCUACAGAAACUCUUUCUCUUAGGAGGGAUGUGACUAUGUCUGGACCAUACGUUUAUUUCCUUUAGCCUUAUUAAAAGACUACAAUACAUUUGAAUUGAGGAAGGUCUCCUUUGGGUCAGAGCCUUGUUUCACUUCUGUGAAGCUUAAGAGACAGUGAAUUUAUAUCAAGAUUAUGUUGGGUAAAGUAAUCCUGAUACUGUUCAGAGUUAGACUAAAAUUUGGACUCAGCAUAGGUACUCAGUGCUAGUUGUUACAUGUUAGGUUUUUUGGCUUUUGUGAUGAUGCCAUUACUGUGAAGUAGUUUUCACAAUUGCUUGUGCUGGUAAAUAAUUGCAGUAAAGAAGUAUCUUAUUGCAUUAUACUCAGCAGCAGUGAGACUGAUGAAUCACCCAGGCUCAGAGUCUCGUGAAAUAUAGUUUCAUUAAAAAUAGAGAAUUCAGAUAGAAUAUAUAUAUUGAAUUUAAAUAAGAUUUGGGGUUUUAAAGUUAAACUUUAUGAAAUUAUUUAUUCUAUUUUAAACCUUCUGUCUUAUUUUACCAUCCAAGUAUUUUUGGUUUCAGUGAUCCAGCUUUAUAUACGGGCAUAUAAAAUGAAAUUGUAAGAUGUUUUUACAAGCUUCUUCCUUUUACAUUAAGUUUUAUUUGUAUGUUUUUGUUUUGUAUGGAUAAAGAGCAUUACUUGUGCUUUUGUGCAAUAGGUUUGAAACAUGCAUUUUAUUAGGCAUAUGUUUAAAUUGUAAAUGUAGCAUCUACUUACUAUUAAAUUUAAAAGGAAUGUAGAUGGUUUUUCUCACUUGUUCAAGUGGGGUUUUGUUUGGGACUAUUUGAGGGGACUGAUUUUUUAUUUCCUUUUAUUUUAAGAGUGAAGUGUGGGAUUUAAAUUUGUUUAAGUACAAGAACUAUCUGUCAGCAAUAUUUUAAAAUAAAAGAUCUUGCAAGAAACCUUAAUGUGAAUUGUAGAAGCAAUUGGCAAGACUUGCAGCCUAUCCGAAAAAUUCUUGUGCCAUAGUUAUGUCUGGUGUAUUGGUGUACCAUCAGACCUGGGAAUAUUUAUUUUUAUUCGUUGUGCAAUAGUAUACACAUCACCUCUGGGGAUAUGGGACCAUAAAAAAUAUCAGACUACAACUAUGAUGGUGCUAUUUUUUUUCCAAUAGGCUAUGAGCAGAUCUGGUUCUUACUGUCUUUAUAACAUCAUAGGUAGUCCUAGUAGAUUGAGUUUUUUCUACUGGAUGAUAAAUAUAACUAGCCUAUUUUACAGCGUUAUGCAUCUUGCCAUUGAGCUAAAUAUAAUAGGAAAAAGCCAACCAGUCUGAAAAUCAGCAAGAUGAAUUAAGUACUUAAAAUAAGUACUUGUACAGAAGGCUUGACUGUACAGAAAAAUCAAGUUGCUGUAUUUCCUCAGGUAAUCAUUUCAGUUUAGAUGUUUCACUGGAAAUGUUAAUGCAACCUACAUUUCAGUUAGUCUGCCUACAGUUGAUAACAAGGCAAAAAAAUUUUCCAUGUACUAGAAUCUCUACAUAAGAUAUGAUUAAGUGUAACUAAGAUCUUGAGAUCUGUUGCUGAAAUAAAAAGUUGCAGAGAGAACAACAUUAAGGAACAUGGACAAUGCUUCAAUCUCUGCUUUAAUCCAAAUUUGCAGUCAAUACAGAUGCUUGCUGGGAACUUGUGUCUUGUGGCAAGUCAACAGUAACAUUUUACUGUGGAGUUAUGCUUUAUUUAUAUGCAAAUUAAAGCUCUGGUUCUGCUAUUUGAUCCAUUUUGAUCAUCCUUAGGGCUUUUAGGAAAUCUUUCAGAGCCACAGUGACCUGGCCAGAUACUAGUGGUAGGGUAGGAACUAAAUGUCCAAUUCUAUGAACAUUUAUAUUGGUAACUUUACUAAUAAUCUGAAUGGUUCCACUCAUGCAAACAGUUAGGUGUGGCUGAAGGAAGAAGCCCUAAUUUUUUAAUACUGAUAUUCCAGUAUUUUUUUAUUUUCACUUGAAACUCAAAGUAUUUGUUUAAUGGAAUCUUGAAUUCAAGUGACUUAUCUGGACAAAGGGAGAGUUUGUUCUUUCCUUCUGCAACAAGAUUAUUUUACAGUUAAGGAACAAUAAGCCAGUACAACCACUAAGCCCUUAUCGUUAUAUGUGGCAUAAUAAAGAUUCUGGAACUGUCACAGUAUAAAACCAUAUUUUUGGCUUAGCUUCAUUUGAAAGUUUACAAUUUUUUAUGCUUUGCAUUGCUGUGUAAGUUUUGUACUAUUGGUGGCCAGUUUUGUCUGAAUAAGCCUUUUGGGAUUAUUGCUUAAUGUUUUGAUUUUAUGGUAGUGAAGCUUGUAUCCAGUGUUUUGCCAAUUAAUAUUAUAUGCUUGGUAAUAAAAGCAGAGAAACUAACUGAAA